This is a messenger RNA of Thermothelomyces thermophilus ATCC 42464, 856 nucleotides long. RefSeq lists its product as uncharacterized. The transcript is spliced from 2 exons. Lineage: Eukaryota; Fungi; Ascomycota; Sordariomycetes; Sordariales; Chaetomiaceae. The record is from RefSeq and is a predicted model, not a curated record. The coding region runs from base 5 to 355 and encodes 116 amino acids.
CACAAUGGCCGAGAUUGCUCUUGCCGUUGUCCCUAUCUUCUUCGGCGCUCUGAAGGGCUUUUCCAAGAUCCGAGAGAUGGCCCAUCUGCUGCGUCACUACCCAAAGGAGAUCACGGAUUUGCGUAACAAGGUUGACAUUCAAUGCAGAUGCUUCAAAACAGAGGUCUAUCAUCUCAUCAUUGACACUCUCGACGACCACGUCGCCCAGUCCAUCAUAUGGAAUGAGCACCAUGAAUACUGGAGGAAUGAGGCCCUUGGCGUGGCGCUUGAACAGCACCUUGGAGGGCUGUAUCACCACUACACGGAGACCAUGGAAAACGUCAAUGCAGAGCUGGAGGAGAUUGCAGCCAGCUAAGUGUUUUUGCAUCGCCAGAUAGCAAGUCAUCCAAGUUUAGGGAAACCAGGGACAGUUUUCGACUUGCCUUCAAGAAGGAGCAAUACCGUGAAAGCAUCCGCCAAAUCAAAGAGUGGAUUGCGCUGCUCAAGACGAUCAGAAAGCUCGCCCGGAAGAUGCCCAAGAAAGCCGAAGCCGCCAUCGUUAUCCAAAACGAAGCCGACCUCGAGAGCCUGCUAAAGCCAGCGCGCGAGAUACCCAAGCAGGACAGAGCCGCCACCGACAUCCAAGACGAAGACAAUCUUGAUAACCUGCUAAAGCAAUACGGAUCGAUACGACACCUGUCCUCCGGGCUUCAGUCCCUCGUCCGACGGCAGUGGAGUUGCUCCUAUUCUUUCCAUUCCCAUCACGUCAGCAGGUUGUUUCUUGAGCCGGAUUGGAAGCAGAAACGCGUCUUCUGGCUACUCGAGACAACCGGGCAACAAGGCCAUGCGGUGCUCAAGUUAGUGAGAAGCAGAUCCU